Messenger RNA from Nyctereutes procyonoides (raccoon dog), 2578 nucleotides. It is a transcript of the gene CHST2, whose product is annotated as carbohydrate sulfotransferase 2. Gene Ontology annotation, biological process: N-acetylglucosamine metabolic process; sulfur compound metabolic process; carbohydrate metabolic process. Lineage: Eukaryota; Metazoa; Chordata; Mammalia; Carnivora; Canidae. The coding region runs from base 321 to 1982 and encodes 553 amino acids. The record is from RefSeq and is a predicted model, not a curated record. Gene Ontology annotation, cellular component: Golgi membrane; ribosome. Gene Ontology annotation, molecular function: structural constituent of ribosome; N-acetylglucosamine 6-O-sulfotransferase activity. The transcript is spliced from 2 exons.
CGGCCCCGCGGCCCCCCGUGAGCCGGGGACUCCCGGGACAGGCCGUGCGCGAGAAGUCGGGGAACGGGCGGCAGCAGCACCGACCAGCCGGCCGUGAUCCCGGGCGGCUCCGGGGCGCGCCCGCGGCUCCAGGUCUUUCCCGGAGCCGCUGCCAUGGGAGAGCCCGCCCUGGGCGUCGGGGACCAGCCGCCGCUGCCGCUGCCGCCGCGCCCGCCUCGGAGCCGCGGCCCCAGUCCCCGCGCCCGAAGCCGGCCCGCCGCGUCCCGGUCCUGGGCUGCAGGGCCGCCUCCGCCGCGCCGCGGGCCCCGGCUGUGCCUGUGAUGAGCCGCAGCCCGCCGCGAGCCCUGCCCCCGGGCGCGCCCCCCCGGCUGCUCCCGGCCGCGCCUGCAGCCGCGCCGCGCGCCCUGCUCUCGCCGUGGCCCCGGCGCCCGGGCCGUCGCUGGCCCGCGUCCCCGCUCGGAAUGAAGGUGUUCCGCAGGAAGGCGCUGGUGCUGUGCGCGGGCUACGCGCUGCUGCUGGUGCUCACCAUGCUCAACCUCCUGGACUACAAGUGGCACAAGGAGCCGCUGCAGCAGUGCAGCCCCGACGGGCCGCUGGGCGCCGCGGCGGGGGCGGCUGGGGGCGGCUGGGGGCGCCCGGGCCCCCCCCCGGCGGCGCCGCCCCGCGCACACACCCGCCUGGACCCCCGUACUCCGUUCCGCCCUCCUGCCGCCGUCGGGGCGGCCCCCGCCGCUGCAGCCGCCGCCGCCGCCGCAGCCGCCGCAGCCGCCGCCGCAGCCGCAGGCGCAGCAGCCGGGGCCGCGGGGGCCGCGGGGGCCGCGGGGGCCGGGGCCCCUCCCCGCAAUGGCACUCGGGGCCCCGGGGCCGGCGGAGACAAGAGGCAGUUGGUGUACGUGUUCACCACGUGGCGCUCGGGCUCAUCGUUCUUCGGUGAGCUCUUCAACCAGAACCCCGAGGUGUUCUUCCUCUACGAGCCGGUGUGGCACGUGUGGCAAAAACUGUACCCGGGGGACGCGGUUUCCCUGCAAGGGGCCGCGCGGGACAUGCUGAGCGCGCUCUACCGCUGCGACCUCUCGGUCUUCCAGCUGUACAGCCCCGCGGGCAGCGGGGGGCGCAACCUCACCACGCUGGGCAUCUUCGGCGCGGCCACCAACAAGGUGGUGUGCUCGUCGCCGCUCUGCCCCGCCUACCGCAAGGAGGUCGUGGGGCUGGUGGACGACCGCGUGUGCAAGAAGUGCCCGCCGCAGCGCCUGGCGCGCUUCGAGGAGGAGUGCCGCAAGUACCGCACGCUGGUCAUCAAGGGCGUGCGUGUCUUCGACGUGGCCGUGCUGGCGCCGCUGCUGCGCGACCCUGCCUUGGACCUCAAGGUCAUCCACCUGGUGCGCGAUCCGCGCGCCGUGGCCAGCUCGCGCAUCCGCUCGCGCCACGGGCUCAUCCGCGAGAGCCUCCAGGUGGUGCGCAGCCGGGACCCGCGAGCCCACCGCAUGCCCUUCCUGGAGGCCGCCGGCCACAAGCUGGGCGUCAAGAAGGAGGGCGUGGGCGGCCCGGCGGACUACCACGCGCUUGGCGCCAUGGAGGUGAUCUGCAACAGCAUGGCCAAGACGCUGCAGACGGCGCUGCAGCCCCCCGACUGGCUGCAGGGCCACUACCUGGUAGUGCGGUACGAGGACCUGGUGGGAGACCCCGUCAAGACCCUGCGGCGGGUGUACGACUUUGUGGGGCUGCUGGUGAGCCCCGAAAUGGAGCAGUUUGCCCUCAACAUGACCAGCGGCUCGGGCUCCUCCUCCAAGCCUUUCGUGGUGUCGGCGCGCAAUGCCACGCAGGCCGCCAACGCCUGGCGGACGGCCCUCACCUUCCAGCAGAUCAAGCAGGUGGAGGAGUUUUGCUACCAGCCCAUGGCGGUGCUGGGCUACGAGCGGGUCAAUAGCCCCGAGGAGGUCAAAGACCUCAGUAAGACCCUGCUCCGCAAGCCCCGGCUCUGAGAGGGUUUCCUGGGAGACCCGACUCCCUGUGGAGACAACACCCACGGGAGGACUGUGGUGUAUUUAAACAAAACAGCCGAGACCCAAAACUGAGGAAGCCCACAUAUUCUAUUAUAGAUAUAUAAUAUAAAUAACCACACAGGCACUUGCUGUCAAUGUUUUGAGUCAUUGAAUUUCAAGGAACAGCCACAAUACACACCCAUCUCAGAAAAGGCAAGACUUGAAAGUUCUGACCCGCUCCCCUCCUCUCCACUCCCCUGCCUUUCCUCCCCUCUCCUCCCCUCUCCUCCCUUCUCCUCCCCUCUCUCCUACCCGCCUUCCGCUUUGAAGUGGGAUGUUGAUUCCAUCAAGGCCCAGUCCCCUAAAUCUUGUUUACAAAACGUUCGUGGUAUCUGUGAACAUGUAAAAGAGUAAUUUGGAUGUGAGGGGUGGGGUGGAGAAAGGAGAAGUCGUCCAGGAGCUCAGAGCUCCGGAUUGGGCAUGAUAAACCAAGGAGGCAUUCUUCUAAAAGUAGAUUGUGUUAAAAAAAAAAAAAAAAACAAAGGUUAUUCGUGAGUAUUAAUAAAAAAAAAGAUAAUAAAUAAUAUUCUUUUUAC